Messenger RNA from Aspergillus melleus, 546 nucleotides. Its product is annotated as putative GPI anchored protein. The record is from RefSeq and is a predicted model, not a curated record. The coding region runs from base 1 to 546 and encodes 181 amino acids. Lineage: Eukaryota; Fungi; Ascomycota; Eurotiomycetes; Eurotiales; Aspergillaceae. The transcript has 3 exons.
AUGCGUUUCUCUCUCGCUACUGCUGCCCUGGCCACCAUGGCCGUCGGUGUCGUCGCCGCCGAAGAACCCGUGCAGACCGUCGUUGUCACCGAGACCGCGACCUUCUGCCCCAAGAUCUCGACUCUGCCCGUCCCUGAGCAGACCACCGUCACUCAGCCCGCCCCGGUGUCCGCCACCAACGUUCGCUACAGCACCACUCGCCCUCUGAUCACCUCGACCGUCACCCGCUGCAGCAAGUGCGCCACCAAGACCCCCGUCCUCUCCGUCCCCAGCUCCGUCAACCCCGUCCCCGGCGUCCCCUCCAACGGCCCCAGCGGCGGCUCCGUCGUCAUCCCCUCCAGCAGCGCCGCUCCCUCCGUCCCCGUGAUCCCCAGCGGUCCCGCCCCCUCCGGCGUGGCUCCCUCGGGCGUGCCUUCGGGCGUCCUCCCCUCCGGCUCGGCCACCACCCCCGCCGCUCCCAUCUUCACCGGUGGUGCCUCGCGCGCUGCCGCCGGUGCCGGUGCCGGUCUGGCCACCGUCUUCGGUCUGGUCGCCUACUUGCUGUAG